AUGCUUAAAAUCAAACAUGAUGAAUUAAGUGAAUUAAAUAUACAUUUAUCAUUAAAUGAAAAGAAAAUCGAAAGUUUACAAAAAGAAUUCGAAGAUAAAGAUAAUAAAUAUAAGCAAACAUUAGAAGAAGUUAAAAUUGAUGAACAAAAAAAGAUUAAACAAUGUGAAGAAGCUAUAGCUGUUUUACAAAAUGAUAAUGAACAACUUGAACAAGAAAAAACUGCAUUAAAAGAACGAUUGAAACAAUUAACUAAAAAUAAACUUGUUGAUGAUUUAAUGCAGAAAAAAAUUGUUUCUACAACAGAUGGAGGAGUAUCUUCACAAUGUCAAUUAUCAUCAUCAUCUGUUGCUGAUGGAAGUUUCGUAUCACCAAAGAAUGAACAAGAAGUAUAA
Molecule: messenger RNA, 393 nt
Organism: Rotaria sordida
Lineage: Eukaryota; Metazoa; Rotifera; Eurotatoria; Philodinida; Philodinidae
Source: the annotation of a GenBank genome assembly